AUGAGCGGGCCUGAAGGACAACCUAUUGCGCAAAGCACAAUAUUUGGUUGGGUUGUCGCAGAUUCUCAAGUUGUUCUUUCCUGGUUGUCUUCACCUCCACGAAAUUGGAAGCCCUUUGUUGCCAACAGGACUUCAGAGAUCUUGGACCUCAUCCCUCAAAAUAGAUGGAGGUAUGUGCCAUCAAAGGAAAAUCCAGCAGAUAUAGGAUCCAGAGGUUUGUCUCCUAAGGAUCUGCCAGACUGUCGUCUAUGGUGGGAGGGCCCUACUUUCCUAUCAUCAUCAGAGGCUGACUGGCCAAAGCAACCACCAUUUAGUGAUGAUUUUCGUUAUUUUCAGAAUGCAGGAAGUGAUGGAUUUGUGAAACAGUUAUGA
Argiope bruennichi is the source of this 372-nucleotide messenger RNA. RefSeq lists its product as uncharacterized. The coding region runs from base 1 to 372 and encodes 123 amino acids. The record is from RefSeq and is a predicted model, not a curated record. Lineage: Eukaryota; Metazoa; Arthropoda; Arachnida; Araneae; Araneidae. The transcript has 3 exons.